This is a messenger RNA of Cephus cinctus (wheat stem sawfly), 1459 nucleotides long. RefSeq names its product SUZ domain-containing protein 1. Bases 483 to 929 code for a protein of 148 amino acids. NCBI's taxonomy places the organism in Eukaryota, Metazoa, Arthropoda, Insecta, Hymenoptera, Cephidae. The transcript has 4 exons. The record is from RefSeq and is a predicted model, not a curated record.
AAUAUCAAGUAUUAGAUAUGUGUGACGAGACUCUUCCAGCGGCCAGAUAUAUUAAAUAAUUUUAAUUAUUCUCCUUUACACGUGUAUCGGUGGAAACGCUGCCGCUACUUUAUAACGAUCCGCGCGUCGAGUGGUGGUAUUGCUUGGUUUGUGUCAACCGCACGUUGACUUUUUUUACGUUGGCCAAUCUGUCAAGUUUUAUCGUGGCAAGUUCACGUUACGAAAAAUUCCGGGAGGUCUUUCGUACGUUUCGAUCCUCUGGGAGGCUCACGCGAGCAAAGCUGGCUCUUACACUCCAUCCUUUGAGGAUCGUUUUUCGUGGCCGAAAUCCAUUGACCGCAGCAUGUCAACGAUAGACGAGGCCUUCGAGACUUGGGAGGAGAUGAUUGAGUCUGGGGCACUGGAUAAAGCAUUAAGUGCACUUCAGACAAAUACCCUGGAAGGACUGGACGAAAUCGAAAGCCCUAGCAGCAUUCAAUCUAAUGAUCUUUGAACAGAAAAGUUUCUUGGUCGUCCAAAAAUCCAAUGCUUUAAUACAUUCCAGCCUUACAACAAACCACAAUUCUAGUCCCAGAAUGGUAGUUCUGGGAGAUGACGCAAUGAGAUCACAAUAUGUACCUCCAAAACCAACAGUGAAAAUACUAAAGAGGCCAACAAGAGACUCGCAAGGAAGUGGAGAUGGACCACUGACGAAUGGAGACAAUAAACCAAAGCAGCCUAUAAAGUCUUUAAAACAGAGAGAGCAAGAGUACGCUGAGGCUCGUAAACGAAUUCUUGGGGAGGAAAGAAAUCCAGAGGAAAAACUACUGCCAGAAGUGAAUAAGAUCCAACCAAAGCCUUCCAAUUCAGGAAGUAGCAAUGUUCCAAGCAACGUCGUCCGCAUGCCUACCGGACCUGACGGAAGCAAAGGGUUCAACGUCCGUAGGUAGCGCGCCAGUCAGGGAUCAUCCCUUAUUACCCAUCUACUCUCUCUCCUCUCUCCUUGCCUGCACGGAGACGGAGAGAAGCGGCUAUGAGGCCGACAGCAGCGAGCAGCUUCCAGCUCCACGUCAACCUGGAGCAUUCUGCACGGAGCACUCUGCUCCCCAAGUAGGAGCCUCUGUAGCGCUGCUCCUGCAGGCCAUAGGUGUAGUGUCGGAUUGGACUCCCGAAAGACAAAAGUCGAGAGAUAACCAAUGCCACGUGAAAUCACCGCAAGCAUGACACUCUUCAUUAUUGCCAGGAUCAUUAAAAGUUCCGUUAUGUUCUGUUACACCGAACGAGAGAGACCUUCGAUUUGAGAUACGACGAUACCGAAGUAAAAUUCAAGCACGGCGACGCGCAGCUAUUUGUCACACUUGGAUUGUAUUUCGUUGAUAAAGUACGGACGUUCUCUUCAAUUUUUAUAUUUUUUAUGGAUGAAUCUUCUCCAUAUAGAUCAAUAAUAAAGAAAUCUUCCUGUUGCGUUAUAAAGAUAUAA